AAUAAAGAACAAAAUAUGAUGGAACAAAAUAAAAUGGAAUGAAGCGAAAUGAGAUCACGACAGAAUAUGACAGAACGGAACGAAACGGAAUGAAACGAUUUAGUAAUUCGAACCAAGAUGGUACUGGAAAGUACGAUGAUAUGUGUUGACAACAGCGAUUAUAUGAGAAAUGGAGAUUUUUUACCAACACGUCUACAAGCACAACAAGAUGCUGUUAAUUUAGUUUGUCAUUCAAAAACACGAUCGAAUCCUGAAAAUAAUGUUGGUUUGAUAACAUUAGCUAAUGUUGAAGUAUUAGCUACACUUACUAGUGAUGUGGGCAGAAUUUUAUCAAAACUUCAUCAAGUUCAACCAAAUGGUAACUUAAGUUUAAUUACAGGAAUACGAAUUGCACAUUUAGCAUUGAAACAUCGUCAAGGUAAAAAUCAUAAAAUGCGUAUUGUGGCUUUUAUUGGUAGUCCUAUAGAAAUUGAUGAGAAAGAACUUGUAAAAUUAGCAAAAAGAUUAAAAAAAGAGAAAGUUAAUGUAGAUGUGAUCAGUUUUGGUGAAGAAAGCAUUAAUAAUGAAGUGUUAACAGCCUUUAUUAAUGCUCUUAAUGGAAAAGAUGGAACAGGCAGUCAUUUAGUCACAGUUCCACCUGGACCACAUUUAUCUGAUGCAUUGAUUUCUUCUCCUAUUAUUCAAGGAGAAGAUGGAAUGGGUGGUACAGGUAUGGGAGGGUCUGCUUAUGAAUUUGGUGUUGAUCCAAAUGAAGACCCAGAAUUGGCAUUGGCAUUACGUGUUUCUAUGGAAGAGCAACGUCAGCGUCAAGAAGAUGAAGCACGUCGUGCACAAGCUAAUGAAGCGGCUACAAAUAAACCACCAGAAACAAUUAAAGAAGUGCAUAAUGAAGAAGCAAUGUUAAAGCGUGCACUUGCUAUGUCACUUGAGGGUGCAGAAACAUCAUCAUCAACAGCUGAUAAUACUGUUCCUGCUAAUAUAAAUGCACCUGAUUUUGCACGCAUGACCGAGGAAGAACAAAUUGCUUUUGCUAUGCAGAUGUCUAUGCAAGAUCAACAAGAACUUGAAUCUCUAAAAGAAGAAGCAAUGGAAGUUGAAGAAGAUUAUGCUGCUGUAAUGUCUGAUCCAGCAUUCUUGCAAUCUGUUUUGGAAAAUUUACCGGGUGUUGAUCCUCAUUCAGAAGCUGUUCGUCAAGCUGUUGGAUCUCUUCAACAAAACAAGGAUAAGGACAAAGAAAAAGAAAAAGAAAAGGACAAAGAUAAGGACAAAGAUAAGGACAAAGAUAAGGACAAAGAUAAAGACAAGGAAAAAAAAUAAAUUUGUGCUCAUUAAAUAUUCUUAUUUCAUAUUAAUCAAUGUUCUUUGAAUAUCUUAUACCAAAUAUAAGUUCGAAUUUUUCAGAACUUUA
Apis cerana (Asiatic honeybee) is the source of this 1408-nucleotide messenger RNA. RefSeq names its product regulatory particle non-ATPase 10 (gene Rpn10). NCBI's taxonomy places the organism in Eukaryota, Metazoa, Arthropoda, Insecta, Hymenoptera, Apidae. Gene Ontology annotation, cellular component: nucleus; proteasome regulatory particle, base subcomplex; cytosol. Gene Ontology annotation, biological process: proteasome-mediated ubiquitin-dependent protein catabolic process. The record is from RefSeq and is a predicted model, not a curated record. Gene Ontology annotation, molecular function: polyubiquitin modification-dependent protein binding.